Molecule: messenger RNA, 975 nt
Organism: Linderina pennispora
Lineage: Eukaryota; Fungi; Kickxellomycota; Kickxellomycetes; Kickxellales; Kickxellaceae
Product: ubiquitin-domain-containing protein
Exons: 1
Biological process (GO): modification-dependent protein catabolic process; protein ubiquitination; translation
Cellular component (GO): cytoplasm; nucleus; ribosome
Molecular function (GO): structural constituent of ribosome; protein tag activity; ubiquitin protein ligase binding
Source: RefSeq, a predicted model, not a curated record
UUCGUGCAGAAUUUGCUGAUCGCGCAGGUACAUUCACUUUUUUCACUUCUUUUCCGAUACGACAAGCAACUUGGGGUACUGGACGAACCUGUGCGCAAGCACGGGGGACUUGCACCAGACUGCUUGCGUGAGAAGAAGCAAAUUUCUGCCAACACACCUACACAGCCCGCACAUUACUGACCACGCCGACGACCUACGGACAACGCAACGGAGCCGCAUCCGGGGCGGCGGAACGGAGCGGCGGACGCAGCAGCGGUAUGGUAUGGCAAACACCUUCUGGAUGUUCCUCUUGUGCAUGCCAAGCUAACACCAGCACUGUUUCUGAGCCCACGGGCAGCCGUCGAGUCGGCCUGUCUGUGUGCGCUUGAGGGGCGCCUGAUGUCGAAUCUGUUUGCUGUGCCUUGCUGCUGUGUCUGUCUGCCUUCCGUUCCGCCCGCACUCCCUGCGUGCUGGCAAUGUUGCCUGCUUGUAUGUCUCGUCCAAUUUUGUACAUUUUGUAUUUGUAGAAGUACUAUCAUGCAGAUUUUCGUCAAGACCCUUACGGGCAAGACCAUCACCCUUGAGGUGGAGUCGUCGGACACCAUCGACAACGUCAAGCAGAAGAUCCAGGACAAGGAGGGCAUUCCCCCUGACCAGCAGCGCCUCAUCUUCGCCGGCAAGCAGCUCGAGGACGGCCGCACCCUUUCGGACUACAACAUCCAGAAGGAGUCGACCCUGCACCUCGUGCUCCGCCUGCGUGGUGGUGGCAAGAAGCGCAAGAAGAAGACCUACACCACCCCCAAGAAGACCCCGCACAAGCACAAGAACGUCAAGCUUGCCAUUCUCAAGUACUACAAGGUCGACGAGAACGGUCAGGUUACCCGUCUCCGUCGCGAGUGCCCGUCCGAGUCGUGCGGCGCCGGUGUCUUCAUGGCCUGGCACAAGGACCGCCAGUACUGCGGCAAGUGCCACCUUACCUACGUCUUCAAGAAGGAG